AUGGCGCCGGGCGGUCUCUUCGGCACGGCAGUGGUGGUCGUGGUCGUGUCGCUAGCGGUCCAUGUGGUGCUCAAUUGCCCCAUCCAACCAGUCCCGUCGCCGACGCCGCCCUCCGCCGCCUACCCUCCAAACAACCUCCUUCAGGGGCUGGAGAAGCUGGGGGAGGGGCAGUUGAGCGGGCCGGAGGACGUGUACGUGGAUGCGGCGGCGGGCGGGACGCUGUACACCGCGACGAGGGACGGGUGGUUGCAGAGGAUGCAACCCAACGGGACGUGGGAGCGCUGGCGGUUCGUCGGCGGCGCAGGCCUCCUCGGGAUCGCGCCAUCCGCCGACGGCAGCAUGCUCGUCUGCGACGCCUACAAGGGGUUACUGAGAGUUGAGGAGGGACGCGUGACCAUCCUUGCCUCGACGGUGGAAGGCUCCCCGAUCAGGUUUGCCGACGCCGCCAUUGAGGCAUCCGACGGCACGAUCUACUUCAGUGACGGCAGCGCCAGGUUCGGCUUCGACCGGUGGGUCUUGGACUUCAUGGAGGCCAGCUCGACCGGCCGCCUCCUCAAGUACGACCCAGGCACCGGCAAGGUGUCCGUCGUGCUUGACAACCUCGCCUUCGCCAACGGCGUUGCCUUGUCGCGGGACGAGACCUUCAUCAUCGUCUGCGAGUCGUGGAGGUUCAGAUGCUCCAAGCUAUGGCUGAAAGGGGACAAGUCUGGCCAGGCGGAAACCUUCAUCGCAAACCUCCCAGGGUCUCCGGAUAACAUACAUCUAGCGCCCGACGGCUCCUUCUGGAUUGCCCUUAUCCAGCUGAGGUCGCCAUGGAUAGACUUGGUAACGCGCUGGACCUUUACCAAGAGAGUCGCAUCGUCAUUCCCGGCGCUUCUCGAUGUUCUCAAGGAGACAGGGAAAGGAGCAAUGGUGGCGCAGGUGUCGGAGAGUGGAGAGAUCAUCCGGGUGCUUGAUGACUCGAAAGGGAAGGUCAUCAACUUCAUCACUUCAGUGACUGAGUAUGACGGGAACCUCUUUUUCGGAAGCCUCUCGACCAACUUUGUAGGCAAGAUAUCUCUCGAUAAGGUGCCACAUGUGUAGGAGU
This is a messenger RNA of Lolium rigidum, 1087 nucleotides long. RefSeq names its product adipocyte plasma membrane-associated protein-like. Gene Ontology annotation, biological process: biosynthetic process. Gene Ontology annotation, molecular function: strictosidine synthase activity. Bases 1 to 1083 code for a protein of 360 amino acids. The record is from RefSeq and is a predicted model, not a curated record. NCBI's taxonomy places the organism in Eukaryota, Viridiplantae, Streptophyta, Magnoliopsida, Poales, Poaceae. The transcript has 6 exons.